AUGGUUGAUAGAUCAAAAGACUUUGCUACAAUAUUAAGGAGAGAUAUCAAGAAAUAUUUGAAGCUCUAUACCAUUUUUGACGAGAAUAAAGCAACUGAUCCAUACUUGAUAAUUCCAACAAAGCUAAAGUUCAAAUGUGAAAAGUGCAAAAAUAGUUGGACUACUGCACACGGCACAGUUCAAUUCAUGUAUCAUUUACAGACUAGAACUAGCAUGAUUUUCAUUCAGGUCCUCAUGUAUCCACAGAAAUGUAGACGUUGUUAAUUGACAGCCACCUUAUCAGUAUACGAUGAUGAGUAGAUGAGAGUGGCUGAGGAGUUUGUAGAGAGUCUUGAGAAGGAACUUUACCCUAGUAGCUAAUCAGUGUACAAAGCCAAAAGAAAGCAUACGGAGAAAAGAGCUUGCAGAGCUAGAAAUAAGCACAUUAAGUCUUUAUGCAUGGCUUGUAAGAAUGGAAUCUGUGUCUAUAACAAAGAGAAAUAGAAAAAGUACAGAGCUACUGCUAAAAAUGGUCUUAGGUCUGGAUGA
Molecule: messenger RNA, 528 nt
Organism: Stylonychia lemnae
Lineage: Eukaryota; Ciliophora; Spirotrichea; Sporadotrichida; Oxytrichidae
Source: the annotation of a GenBank genome assembly